Messenger RNA from Adineta steineri, 336 nucleotides. The record is from the annotation of a GenBank genome assembly. Lineage: Eukaryota; Metazoa; Rotifera; Eurotatoria; Adinetida; Adinetidae.
AUGUUUACGCAACAAGGUUUAUAUUAUAUUCUUUAUAGUCUGUCUCUUAACGUAUGGGCUCCAGCUAAUGCAACUAAGAACUCUUCACUUCCAGUGAAAGUUUGGAUUUAUGGUGGAGGUGGUUAUAUAGUCUCGAGCUCUGAUCCUCUAUAUAAUGGAUGUGCAAUAGCUACAAACGCAAUCGUCGUUUCAAUGAAUUAUAGACUCGGUCCUCUCGGCUGGCUCACUUUGGGAGCACCGUUAAAUUUUACAGGCAACUACGGUGUUCUUGAUGUUCUCAUGGCAUUGCAAUGGAUUCAAGAAAAUAUCGCUUCAUUUGGUGGCAAUAAUGUAUGA